Molecule: messenger RNA, 4750 nt
Organism: Arachis ipaensis
Lineage: Eukaryota; Viridiplantae; Streptophyta; Magnoliopsida; Fabales; Fabaceae
Product: RAF-like serine/threonine-protein kinase 20
Biological process (GO): protein phosphorylation; signal transduction
Cellular component (GO): cytoplasm
Molecular function (GO): protein kinase activity; ATP binding; protein binding
Source: RefSeq, a predicted model, not a curated record
AUGUGUCCACGUAGGAGCAUUGGAAGCAACAAAAAUAUUGCAGAGAGAGAGAGAGAGAGAGAGAGAGAGUGUGUGUGUUUGUUCGUGUUGUGUGAGAUCCAACUUUGCUUUUCCAUGGCUACGGCCUUCGUGUGUUAUUUUGCUACUUCAAUCUCGGCAAUUCGCCAAUGUUGCAAUCCGAAGCUCCGGAUUGAUCCUUGAUGCCCUGAAAUGCUGAUGGAAGUGUUGCGGAAGUCAGUUCACUUCAAUUAUUAGUUAUCACAAGUUUCGUGUCAUAUUGGCGGUUUUCUGACUCUCAACUCUGUUGUAAAUGCCAUAAAUCAGUCAUAGUUACUAUUUGCACUUGUAAAUAUUCCAGGGUUAGUUUCUUUGUGCAUAUGUGUAUGUGAAGUAGGAUAGCUAGAUAAAGUUGGAAUUAGUUUUAUGUUUUGUUCUGAGUUUGAUUGCUGGUGGUCCCACUCCUCUUGAGAAUUUGGGUGUCAUCAGGUAUGGAAAUUUUGGAGAUGAAUUGGUGUGUCAGUGAACCGGUCACACUUCUUGCGUUAUUACUAUACCAGUAUUUUGCAAAAAGAUUUAGUAGCUUGAGCAGCUGAACUGUUGAUAUGGCACAAAAUAAGACAGGUAACAAAUUAGGUGCCAACACUGCAAAGGACCUUGGUGUGCUUCCUCAACACAUCCAGCCUGAGUUAGGUUGUGGUUCAGAUACAGGACAGAUUGUGUAUAAUAAUAUUGUUCUAGCCACUGGAAGAGGAUUUUCAGAGAAUAUCAGUCAUGAUGGAGUUUCUGCAGGAAGAGUUCCUGAUUCACCUGAUAUAUCUCGAAGUUCUGAGCAUAGAAUUAUGUUGAGUAGGGAGAAUGGCCAUGUGAGAUAUGAAGAACUUAGUAAUAUUUUAGGCUUGAGGAGAAUGGACUCUGAGAAUGCUGCUGAGAUAGCUGAAAUUCCCUCUCUAAACAAGCAGGAUCAGGAGAUGAAAAAUGGGGUUCCUGGAGUCAGUUUAAGAAAAACAGUACCUGGAGAUCGUGGUACGAGGAACAGAGUUCAAUCAUCGACUGGUGAUCAUCCUGGUGCCAGACCGGUUGUAUCACCCCUUCUCAGAUGUGAGUCUUCACAUUCUAAUGGAUUUUCUGUUUCAGGAACUUUGGAUGAUUCUUUGCCAUGGAAAAUGAAGCUUCUAUGCAGCUCUGGUGGAAAAAUAUUACCCAGGCCUAGUGAUGGGAAACUCAGAUAUGUAGGGGGAGAGACCCGCAUAAUAUCUACAAGAAAGGAUUUAUCAUGGGAAGAGCUUGUAAAGAAGACCUCGAGUAUUUGUAGGCAACCUCACACAAUCAAAUACCAGCUUCCUGGGGAGGAUCUGGAUGCUCUAAUAUCUGUUUCCUCGGAGGAGGAUCUUCAAAAUAUGACAGAGGAAUACCAUGGGUUUGAAAGGCGUGAAGGUUCUCAAAGACUUAGAAUUUUUUUGGUUCCUUUGACUGAAUCUGAAGAGACGCCGUUAACUGAAGUGAGCAUGAUUCAACAAAGUGAUCCUGACUACCAAUAUGUUGUUGCCGUGAAUGGCAUAGCAGAUCCCAGUCCAAGGAACAACAAUGGUGGGAUGAGUUUGACCAAUGAAGCAAGUCAGUUUGCUCCAGUUUUUCAGAAAAUUUCUGCAAAUCCCUCUUCUGCCUUUGAGAACAGGGGUGCUAUUAAUUCUUUAAAUGGAGAUGGGGUUCUGAACAAAUCAGUUUCUCCUAUUCCUAUUCAGGUAUCAGGUUCUAGUGCAGGUUAUGUUCCAUUUCUUGGUAAUGAACGGUUUCAGGGAAGUACCGAGAGCAAUGUGUCAUUUGUUACUGCUCUGCUACCCCCUGAGAACUCUGGCACUGUCAUUGCUGAUUGGCAAUACCCUCAGCAUGCAGCUGCUGGUCAGUCCAAGAUACUCAAUGGACAGCACUUCGGCAACUACAAUCUUGGCAAGGGAUUUGUGACUCAUGGUUGCGAGGGUAAAUUAUUUGGUGAAAGGCUGUUUCAAAGGGAAAAGGGAAACUACUUUGGAAAUCCUCUUUCAUGCUUGGAAGAUCCAAUUUGUCAACAAGCUGAAUCUGAUGGAAUUUCUGGUUCCCCCUAUGGGCUGCCACAUGCUUUUUCUGAUUCACAAUUGCAUGAGAGUGCUGUUAGGUCUGGUUACUGCUCACAAGAAAGAAUUGGCCAAUCUUUUUCCUUGAACCUUGAAAAUACUCAAUUAUCUUCAAUCCUUCUUUCUAAUAUCUCACAAGGGAAUCCUUUGGAGCUUCAACGUGAUCCUAUUCUCCACCAUCCCCAAAUACAAAGUACGAUACCAAAAGGUGACUCCACCGAGCUGUGCAAAAGGCAAGAAAUGACAUCUUCUUCUCCAUAUUCAGAUUCAUUAGGAAUGAACUGUGAUGUUUAUAAUGGUAGCAUUUCAACUGAAAAUAGGUACCCUAAAGCACAGUCCAGAUUAACUGACUAUAGCUUUGUAGCAAAUGAUAUUCAAGAUAACUCUGUUAAAUUAGAAAAGAUGAAGAUAAUUGAAGAGUAUAAUUGCUUUCCGAGUAAUAAUGGAAAUGUUUAUGUUGAGAAACCAGCCAUCAUUGAUAUGGGAAACAUGAGUGAAUUGCAUCUUUUGGACUCCUUCCUUCCUAGUAACUCAAAUUCUCAGGUUAAUGUGCAAAAGAAUUGGGAGGUUACAUCUGAGGAUAGAAUUCCUGCAUCAUCUGGUAUGGCGGAACUUUCUCCAAAUAAUAUCGUGGACAAGAUCCCAUCUGAUCUUCUUGAUAUGAGCCAAAGGACUGAUGAUAGCAAGAAAUGUGCAUUAGCUGAAGGUUUGAACGGGAAACAAGAUAUUGACUUUUCAUUGACCAGGAUAUUUGAUUUAAAUGCCCCAUUAAAAGACGAAGAAAGCUCUUCUGGCAAAAGUAAUCUGGGCAAUAAUUUCUUUGAGCUAUCCAUUAACCCAGACUCUCUUAAAUGUGCACCAAUUCAGCUUUCUGAGAACCAACUGGCUUCAGGAUUUCAUGAAAAUUCAACACUAAGCUCGGCUAGAUUGCACCCUGCUUCACCUCCUGUUGAUUAUGGUCCAAAGUUCAACUUGCCAAUGAAUGUGAAUACUGCAGGCGAGAAUACUUCUUUUAGAAGGGCACCUUCUUUCCUUGAUGACUCGGUGAGCAGUACAGAUCAAAUCAUUGAUCUGUCAGAUCCAUCAAAGAAUAUACAAUGGUGUCACGAGGCAAGCCGGGUACAGCCAUUUGUAGUAGGAGACAAUGUGAUUAGUGUUUCUCCUCCAAAUGUUGAGUCUUCAUUGGUACAGAGCUCAAAUUCCGUGGAUGAUAUAGGAAGUGAUGUUGGAUCCCUUGCUCAUACAGAAGCAGAAAGCAUCCUCCCAGAGUCUGAACUGGAGGAUUUUAAAGACAAUCAAACAGACAAGCAUGACUUCCUUUCUGAUGCAAUGAUAGCAGAAAUGGAAGCCAGCAUAUAUGGUUUGCAGAUAAUAAGGAAUGCUGAUCUCGAAGACCUUUUGGAGUUAGGAUCUGGUACUUAUGGAACUGUUUAUCAUGGAAAAUGGCGGGGAACAGAUGUUGCUAUAAAGAGAAUUAAAAGGAGCUGCUUUGCAGGGAGAUCUUCUGAGCAAGAACGGUUGGCAAAAGACUUCUGGAGAGAGGCACAAAUCCUCUCAAAUCUUCACCAUCCAAAUGUGGUGGCAUUUUAUGGAAUAGUACCAGAUGGGGUUGGCGGAACCUUAGCAACAGUAACAGAGUUCAUGGUUAAUGGUUCUCUUAGGCAUGUCCUCAUCAAGAAAGAAAGAUUACUAGAUCGUCGUAGAAAGCUGAUAAUUGCCAUGGAUGCAGCUUUUGGUAUGGAAUAUUUGCACUCGAAAAACAUUGUCCAUUUUGAUUUGAAAUGUGACAACUUGCUUGUGAAUCUAAGGGAUCCACAGCGACCCGUAUGCAAAGUUGGAGAUUUUGGAUUAUCAAGGAUCAAACGAAAUACACUUGUGUCUGGGGGUGUACGAGGAACCCUUCCAUGGAUGGCACCAGAGCUGUUGAAUGGCAGCAGUAGCCGGGUUUCUGAAAAGGUUGAUGUUUUCUCCUUUGGCAUCUCAUUGUGGGAGUUAUUCACAGGGGAGGAACCAUAUGCAGACAUGCAUUGUGGUGCCAUUAUUGGGGGGAUUGUAAAGAACACUCUUCGACCACCUAUUCCGGAACGCUGUGAUCCUGGAUGGAGGAAGCUAAUGGAAGAGUGCUGGUCAGCUGACCCCAACAGCCGACCAUCAUUCACGGAGAUAACCAGCAGGUUACGAUCCAUGUCUAUAGCACUUCAAGUAAAGGGAACUUCAUGAGGUAAGACCUACCAGUGCUUCAUGAGACCAAGACAUAAAUUUUGCAGUUAAUUUCAAUUGCCCGGGACCUUCAUCUUAUACACAACCUUUAAAGAAGCACUCAAGAAGACUACGACUGAGAUUGGCGUGCGGGUUAUCAGGAUAAUUUGGCUAUUGUUUCUUGUUAUUUUUUAUAGUUGUGAUAUAUUCAUUUGUUUAUUCUUUUCUGUAAAAGCUUAGGUUGAGAGCAUGGUACAGUUGUUUUGAUCUACCAAUUUUCUGCUUGGUGCAUGAUUGGACAUUCUGCCAGAAAACAUAGAAGGGAAAAAGAGUGGCACAAAGAAAAGCUUCUUUGAUGUAUAUAAUAUAAAAAGACUACAGUGUGUAUGAUUUUAUUAAUGUAAUUAUCCUCUCUAAUCCUUCCCCUUAUCUUUUUUGGA